Lachnellula hyalina is the source of this 870-nucleotide messenger RNA. RefSeq lists its product as uncharacterized. NCBI's taxonomy places the organism in Eukaryota, Fungi, Ascomycota, Leotiomycetes, Helotiales, Lachnaceae. The record is from RefSeq and is a predicted model, not a curated record. Bases 1 to 870 code for a protein of 289 amino acids. The transcript is spliced from 3 exons.
AUGUCGAACUUUCCAUCUCUGCUUGCCAACUUCCGAACGAAUUUGCCACGCCGAGUCCUCGAGGAUAUCAAGGGCAUACCUACUGCAAAGUUCUUCGGAUACGGUCUCGCUUCAGACGCGGAGAAUCUGGUUGACAUCAGCUAUACGAUACAAAAACAGCACGUGUUGUCACAAGUCGCGGAUAUCUUGAUUGAGAUUAGCAAACACCCCUUCCCGAAAGCGGGGUCUCUCAUCCUCGAUGAUGAUGGAGAUCUAGAAGUGUCCGCUGUUAGCGAUUGUUUCGUAAGUCUAGGCCGACACGGGCCAUGCGAUACGGCGCUCGACUACUUUACAAGUAUGGCAGAACAACACGUUGAUGUUAUCGCCGACGGACAGGAAUACUUCCAGUAUCUAAGACUAAGAGAAGCGUAUCUGUGUUUCCGGACGCUUCGAGAUCAAGCUGGACCCGAAUUAGCGGCGCGAGAGAAAGAGAAGCCAAGUAGCUUCUACUUGAAGCAUGUCAAUGACAAAGGGGAUCAUCUCCUUGUUGAUGAGGAGUAUACGACCACUGGUAUUAUUGAUUGGCAGCUCGCGCGCACCGUACCUGCCUGCGAGGCUUUUGGCCCGUCACUCAUAACGGCCAGCCUCGACAACCUCUACUCGAAAGAUGCGGGGCUUACGGAUGACGAUGUUUUCUUAGCGCAACAGUUGGAGGUGAAAGGGAGGGCAGAGUUAGCUAAAUAUAUGGGGGUUGACGAAUUGGUAAGGAGGUUUAUGUUUGGGCUUGCGAGUGGACUGUAUCGGAGUGAGAUCUUGGGAGUUCUUGGUGGACUUCUAAAGGCUUGUGGAGAAGAGUGCAUUGAUAUUGAAAGUUGGAUCGCUAAACAAUGA